AUGCCCUCACUUCCCGAGUGAUCGGAUCAUCACGGGGCCGCCAUGGGUUGCGAGGAUCUGGAUGUUAGCGAGGAGGAUACUGAGGUAGCUGGCCUGGAAGGUCGAUACAGGGUCUCCUCGCAGGAGAAUGCUACAGUCCUGGAGAUGUGCUGGGAAGGACACAAGCAGCCCCGAGCCAGUGAGGGGAACACGGGACUCCCAGGGGACAUGAAGGAACCAGGGGACACCCCGAUCACCUCUGAAUGUCCCCAAACAGCUGCCACCCAGAAACGCAGUUGCUGCUCUUACCUGCCCUGUGCCCACUUACGAGUGACAGAUGAAAACACCGGGAAGAAAAAGUGCACGUGUCCAGGACUAGGCAUCUUCUACACCAUUUUGUCAGCACUUUUCUUUUCAUCUAGUUCUCUAAUAGUGAAGAAAAUCGAAAAUAUUCACUCUGUGGAAAUUAGUGCAAUUCGGUGUGUGUUUCAGAUGCUGUUUGUUUUGCCCGGCUUAAUUUAUUUCAAUACAGGUUUUUUAGGACCAAAAGAUCAGCGUAUUUUCCUCUUUCUGCGGGGUUCUCUAGGCUCUGCUGCUAUGAUUCUGACAUACUACGCUGUCCAGUCAAUGCCUCUUGCUGAUGCCACUGUGAUAACGUUCAGCAGCCCAGCAUUCACAUGUGUAUUUGCUUGCAUAUUUCUCAAGGAAAAGUGCACCGUGUGGGAUAUUGUUUUUAUGCUGUUUACCCUUACUGGAGUCAUUCUUAUAGCAAGACCACCAUUUUUGUUCGGUUCGCGCCUUGAUGGAAUUGAAGAUGAUUACUCAAACCACUUAAAGGGAACAAUAGCUGCUGUAGCAAGUGCAAUAGGAGCUUCUUUGACUAUAGUCCUGUUGAGAAAGAUGGGAAAAUCUGUUCAUUACUUCCUGUCUAUCUGGUAUUACGCUAUCAUUGGUCUUAUUGAGUGUGUAAUUGCCCUAGCUGUAAUAGGUGAAUGGAGUUUGCCAUCCUGCGGGACAGACAGAUGGCUUCUUAUAUGCAUUGGCCUUUUGGGGUUGGGUGGACAGACUUUUCUUGUUAAAGCAUUACAGAUUGAGAAGGCUGGGCCUGUAUCCGUCAUGAGAACAAUGGAUGUUGUAUUUGCAUUUAUAUUUCAAGCUUUGUUUCUAAACCACACCCCUUCACUGUUGACAGUGGGAGGGGCUUUGUGCAUUGUGGCCAGUACUGCUGGAACCGCCCUUCUCAAAUGGUAUGUGAGUUCCAAAAAGGCAAAACAAAAUGAAUUAUAAUUUAAGAUAAAGUAAGAAAAUACAUUAGAAAUAACCUUCCCAACAUAUCUAGUAAAGGAAUUAGCUGAUAUUGUGCGCUUUAGGCACGACUUUGUAGUAAAUAUAAAAAAAUAUAUUCUUUGAAUCCUACAAACUGCAGUCAAGUGAAAAACAAACGUCUUAACAUUUCUAACGUUUUUAAGUUUCAAA
Molecule: messenger RNA, 1455 nt
Organism: Bombina bombina (fire-bellied toad)
Lineage: Eukaryota; Metazoa; Chordata; Amphibia; Anura; Bombinatoridae
Gene: SLC35G1
Product: solute carrier family 35 member G1
Exons: 3
Coding region: 43-1266 (407 amino acids)
Biological process (GO): regulation of cytosolic calcium ion concentration; calcium ion export across plasma membrane
Cellular component (GO): endoplasmic reticulum membrane; plasma membrane
Source: RefSeq, a predicted model, not a curated record